AUGGGUUGCUGUGGCUGUGGAGGUUGUGGUGGUGGCUGUGGCGGCUGCGGUGGUGGCUGUGGCGGCUGCGGCGGCUGUGGUGGCGGCUGCGGUGGCUGUGGUGGCGGCUGCGGUGGCUGUGGCAGCUGCACCAGCUGCAGGUGCUACCGCGUGGGCUGCUGCUCCUCCUGCUGCCCCGGCUGCCGCGGCUGCUGUGGGGGGUGCUGCAGCACGCCAGUGAUCUGCUGCUGCCGCCGCACCUGCUGCUCGGGCGGCUCGUGUGGCUGCGGGAAGGGCUGUUGCCAGCAGAAGUGCUGUUGCCAGCAGCAGUGCGGCUGUAAGAAGCGGUGCUGCUGCUAG
Messenger RNA from Nycticebus coucang (slow loris), 339 nucleotides. RefSeq names its product small cysteine and glycine repeat-containing protein 8-like. The transcript has a single exon. The coding region runs from base 1 to 339 and encodes 112 amino acids. NCBI's taxonomy places the organism in Eukaryota, Metazoa, Chordata, Mammalia, Primates, Lorisidae. The record is from RefSeq and is a predicted model, not a curated record.